Debaryomyces fabryi is the source of this 3387-nucleotide messenger RNA. RefSeq lists its product as uncharacterized. The transcript has a single exon. The coding region runs from base 1 to 3387 and encodes 1128 amino acids. Gene Ontology annotation, molecular function: protein binding. Lineage: Eukaryota; Fungi; Ascomycota; Pichiomycetes; Serinales; Debaryomycetaceae. The record is from RefSeq and is a predicted model, not a curated record.
AUGUUGAAUUUUGCAUUAAGGAGAUCGAUAUCUACGUUAAGAAGGCCAGUCGAGCCAACAAAAAAUGUCAUGCUCUUGAACAAACGAUAUUCAGAGGUUGAAAAACUCAUUUCUGAUGCAGAUAUUAGAAACAAAUACUUAGACAUAAUACGAAAUGGCUCUACUCUAUCCAAAAAUGAUGUCAGUAUGAUCUAUACAAAUUUUUUGAAAGUCAUCGAUAUUGUAAAUGGCUUCCCAACCUCCGAGUCAAUUGAUCUUUUAUUGAAUAUGUGGAAAUUUGUUUUCCAAAUAAAUUUUUCUAACGAAAAUGUUAAGGAAUUACAGCAUAAGUUUUUGAGCAAAAAAGAGCCAUUCAUUACUAUUUUGAUUAAUACAAAAAACUACUCAGUCUAUAAAGACAUAGUUGAACCGGUCUAUUCCAUUCCUGAAUUUAAGAAUUACAAGUCUACAUGGACGGAUACAUUGGCUAAUACUUUUCAAUUAGAUUCUGAUGAUAAAGGCCACAUUCUUUUUAAUAAAGGCACUAUCAUUCUGUUCUUAAAGAAUCCUCAAAAUUCGAUUGACAUUAAGAGAAGGCUAUUAGCUACUUUCCUAAAAAAAGGAGUAUUAUACUCAUCAAGCAUAAAUCAAACUUAUUAUGUGACAAAGGAGUUCAUUAAUCUAUUACAUGAAAUAGGUGAUGACCAUAUGUUAUUUAAAGAUCACGAACAUUUCAUAUUAGAUAAGGCAUUCCGAUUAAUUGCCAUUCCACCAAAAGGUGUUCAAUUUUCGGACCAUCUCCAUAGCAUUAAAAACAUAAUAGACUCAUCUGCAUGUGAAUACCCACAAACAUACUAUAAUUUUAUGACAACAUCUAUGAGAACUAUACUUCGGUUUAGUCCACACAAUGUGUUGAAUUAUUGGCAUAUUAAACUUAAUCUCGUCGAAGAACAAGGUCUUAAAGAAUCUGAUGUAUUUCACCACACUGAUUUGAAAUCUGCGAUGUCUGCAUUUUGCCUGUUGAACAUGUAUCAAUCGGUUUUAGAUCUAUAUCAAAAAUUCACAGGCUUGCGUCAUGAAGAGCAAAUAGAAGUACUUUUGAGAGUAAGUGAAGAAUUCAAAGAUUGGAAAUUAUUACAGAAGCAAUUUGAAGAUAUGUAUGGCAAAGGUCAAUUGCCUUAUGUUGUUCAUUAUUCUAUUGUUAUGAAUGCUUUAGCGGCCAUAGGAGCUAAGGAUGAGGUUAACCAGCUUUUCAAUCAAUUAUUGAAAAGAAACUUGCGUCCAACGCCAUCAAUAUAUGCUGCAUUAAUCAAUAGUGAAACCUUCUAUGGAAAUGUUGAGAGUUCUAAGUAUUGGUUUGAUGAGUAUUUAAAACAAGUCAAAGCUAAUACAAUUGAUCCAAAUUCUGGACCGUAUCUAUAUUCGUUAAUAUUCAAAUUAUAUUUGAAAUCGAGUAAUUUAGAUGCAGCAAUGAAGUUCUUAGAAGCUGCAAGGGACGAACAAGAAAGAUUGAACAUCACCCUAGUAGACACUAAGACUAUAAGUAAAUUUAUUAAUUUUGCUGGGACUAUGUACGGACUUAAGGAAUUGGAAAUUCUUCGAAAGCUAGGGCAAGAAUUGAAUUUAACUUCUGAUGAAUACUAUGAAAACUUAAUUCGGGCAUAUACAAGAUUGGACCAGUAUGAAAAGGCGAAUGAGGUGGUAUUCGAAGCUCAUCUGGAGUCAGAUGUUCCUUUCACAAGUCCCGAUAUUUACAAGGUUCAAUUGAGAAAUUACAGGUUUUGGUACAGAAAUACUCCAUCUCACGAAACUCAAAUCUUCAUUUCAGAUAGAAUCAGAUAUAUUCUCGAGCAUGUUGUUGGCAACAAUAUAAGCAACCGGAAUAAUCAUGGCUUAUAUACAGAAAUAAUUAAGCUUCACCUUGCUCGAAAUGAUUUAUCUAGUGCAGAAGCACUUUUCAACUUCGUGAAAAAUCAAAAAAUGUUAUCGGAGCAUCACUUUACUCCAUUUUUGGAUUAUCAUGCUAACCUACGUACAUUUGCGGGUUAUUCUCAUGUGUUGGAAUUGUAUCGACAAAUGGCAAAAGAAAGAGUCAAUAUAUCUACCAAAACAUAUGUACAUUUAAUCAAGGCAUUAAUUCAUUUAGAUGCGCUGAAUCAUAAGGGAUAUGAAAAUUCGUUCAAGUUGCUAAAAUCUGUUUUUGAAUUGAAUGGUUUAACUAUUAGUCCUACUGACCCGGCGCCAAGAAACCCCCAAGCUGACAUACUUGAUAAUUCAAUCGACUUAUGUAAUAUUAUUACCUCAUAUGUUAUGGCUACUGUUGGUUAUCAAAAUAAUGUUGAUCUAUUGGUUCAUUUUUUAAACCAAAUGAAAGAACGAUUAAAUGGAAAGUUAACUAAUGAAUUCAAAUUUUCGAUUUACAAGGAACUAGGACGUUUGUAUCUUAAACAGGGUAAUUUUGCAUUGGCAAAGCGAUUAAUAGACAAUGGCCUUGAAGAGUCACAUAAUAUCAUAUCAAAAUUUAUUCAUGAUUAUCCUUAUAAUAAUAUAUCUAAGGAUGAAAUACAGAUACCCAAAAGAUUGCAGUAUGAAUAUAGAAGCUUAUUAAGUUUGAAACUAAAAUGCAUGAAAACAAGCUUUGAAACACCCGAAUCAUACUAUAAAUUAUUUCAAGAUUCUGAAGAAGCCAAUAUUAAGUUAUCGGGUGAUCAAUAUCUUAAACUAAUCAAUGAACUUCUUAAAUUAUCCAAUCCAGAAGUCCUACGUUCCAUUUUGAAGAUUUGUGAAGAUCAUUUGGUUGCAGGUAACUGGGCAGAAGUUAAAUUGUUUAGAAAACUACAAUUCUUGUACAAGCUCACAGUAUUGCAUUUUAGUAGAACUGCUGGAAUUAAGGCAGUACAGAAUAACUAUGAUAUGUUAAAUCGCUAUUACAAUAUUCUUGAUAUACCACAAUUGCAAUCUACAUAUCUGUAUAUUCAUGAUCCUUUAGAAUUAUUGAAACGAGAAUUAGAUGAAUUCAAUGAGAUUCAUACGAAAGCACAUUCUAAGGGUUCCUAUUGGACUUUGGACAGGUUAUUGCUGAACAUUCCUGAAUUUUUUUCUCCAGAAAUAAGAUUAUCGACGCAAAAUAAAAUAUCGCCAUAUUUUGCUAGCAGAAUGUGGCAUCUAAUCAGUGGAUUUUGUGGUGGAGACAAAUAUAAAGCAUUCCAACUCAUGGAUGAAUUUCCUGAAACCAUUGAGUUUUUGAUAUAUAAUAGCUCUGCAAGAUUACGAUUGCAGGUAUUCAGAAAAGAAAUUGAUCAAAUCCAGCUGCCUCCGACCAGCGAUCAAAGGGAGGAUUUUGAAUCUAGACGCUUGAGAACAUUAGAAGUUCUAAACCACUUGAAAUCUACGCACAGCUCAUAUUAA